UCAUGGUCAUUAGGGUUCAGAGUUUCCGCCAGACAGUCUAACACACUUGUGUUUCGCAUUUCGGUGCUUCUUGAAGAAGUCGCAACACCUUCUUAAUCCGCAACCAUGGGGAAGACUCGUGGAAUGGGAGCGGGUCGUAAGUUGAAGUCCCACCGUCGGAGGCAGAGGUGGGCGGAUAAGGCGUAUAAGAAGUCCCAUCUUGGUAACGAGUGGAAAAAGCCCUUUGCAGGGUCAUCUCAUGCGAAAGGGAUUGUGCUAGAAAAGAUUGGUAUUGAAGCCAAACAGCCAAAUUCUGCUAUUCGAAAAUGUGCUCGUGUUCAACUCAUUAAAAAUGGGAAGAAGAUUGCUGCUUUUGUACCUAAUGACGGUUGCUUGAAUUACAUCGAGGAAAAUGACGAAGUAUUGAUCGCGGGGUUUGGACGGAAGGGUCAUGCCGUGGGAGAUAUUCCUGGUGUUAGGUUCAAGGUUGUGAAGGUUUCUGGAGUUUCACUCUUGGCUCUCUUCAAAGAGAAGAAAGAGAAGCCAAGGUCCUAGAAAAUUUCACUCUUGAUUCUCUCACCCAAUUUUAGGAUUUUAUUGGUUAGCUUUUAACUAUUUUAAAAUCAAUUCAAAUUUCAGUUUU
Molecule: messenger RNA, 622 nt
Organism: Cucurbita moschata (crookneck pumpkin)
Lineage: Eukaryota; Viridiplantae; Streptophyta; Magnoliopsida; Cucurbitales; Cucurbitaceae
Product: 40S ribosomal protein S23-like
Exons: 4
Coding region: 106-534 (142 amino acids)
Biological process (GO): translation
Cellular component (GO): cytosolic small ribosomal subunit; ribosome
Molecular function (GO): structural constituent of ribosome
Source: RefSeq, a predicted model, not a curated record